CUGAGCAGCUCAUGAGCUCAGAGUGUGUUGUUGAGCACAUAUUCCCACAACAACUUGAAGUUAAACGAAACAUACUUCAGUCUUUUCUGGCAACAGGAAGCACAUGCUUUGUGACUGUGGUCAGGAGGGAACUCACUUCAGGAGGACAACGCUGAUUUGAUACCUGGUAUCAAUUAAGAGACCCUAUCAGCUAAGAUGGCUCCUGUUGAUGAUGUUGUGGCAUGGGGAGAGUCAUUGGACCAGCUUCUGGAGUGUAAAACAGGCCAGCUCGUGUUCGAGGACUUCUUGCGGACAGAAUACAGCGAGGAGAACCUUCUAUUCUGGCUGGCCUGCGAGGACUACAAGAUGACUAGCGAGACAGAGAGGGCGGCUGCUGCCCAAAGGAUCUACACAGAGUUUGUCCAGGUUGAUGCUCUGAGACAGAUAAACAUUGACUGUGUGACGAGAGGAGAAAUCAGUGAAAAUAUCUCUCAACCGGGGCCAAAUUGCUUCGACAGGGCGCAGAGACUGAUAUACAGUUUGAUGGAAAACGACUGUUAUCCGCGAUUUCUGAAAUCAGAAAUCUACCAAGCUCUCCUGGAACAGGCUGAACAGCAAUGAAAGCAAACAUGAGGAAAUAAAGCUCAGCCGACGCCUCCUCCUCCUCCUCCGAAUGAUUGAUUCUGCACUUCAGCUGACUCCUUAGAAUUUCUGUUUAAACAAAAAAAAAAAACAAGGCUCGUCUGUCACGGGAAGCAGAACUGAAAGGAGAUACGGGGCUAUUGGUGUGGGCACUGACAGGAUCUAAAAGCCAAACAUUAUCUAAAUAAUGUAUUAAGCAGCUUUUGAAUUCUUUUUUCAGGCCUGUUAUUCAGACAAAGCUUUGAAAGGUUGACAUGUGUUUAGAAAGACAAGCAUCAAGGGCAAAAUGUUUAUAAUUUGUGCACACAAAUUUGUCAUUGGUACCCUCGAAUUAUUCAAAGUGUGAUGUAUUAAGUUUCUGAAGAGCUGAUUCUCAGAACAUUGUGUCCUGUUUUACAAGCACAGAAACUAAUAAAAAAGUAUGUAUGAAAACUUGUCAACUGCCAAAUGAGUAAUAUGUCAUGUUUUUUAUACCCAAUUACUCUUUGAUAGUGUGAUAAAAAAAAAAAAGGUUUUGGUUUGUAUGAUGUUAAUAAAUAACUUUCUGU
Messenger RNA from Seriola aureovittata, 1169 nucleotides. RefSeq names its product regulator of G-protein signaling 1-like. Bases 196 to 600 code for a protein of 134 amino acids. The transcript has 5 exons. The record is from RefSeq and is a predicted model, not a curated record. Lineage: Eukaryota; Metazoa; Chordata; Actinopteri; Carangiformes; Carangidae.